Messenger RNA from Colletotrichum gloeosporioides, 774 nucleotides. RefSeq lists its product as uncharacterized. The coding region runs from base 1 to 774 and encodes 257 amino acids. The record is from RefSeq and is a predicted model, not a curated record. The transcript is spliced from 3 exons. NCBI's taxonomy places the organism in Eukaryota, Fungi, Ascomycota, Sordariomycetes, Glomerellales, Glomerellaceae.
AUGUCCUCCCCGGCGCAUCAGUCGCAAUACGGCCUUCAGGGGUACCAACCAUACGAACAUCAAGGCCACCAGCGCGUGAUUCCCUACAGCAAGCCAUGGCACAUUGCCAAAAUCGUAAUGCGGUGUUCCGACAUCGUCUUCAGCUUAAUCGUCAUCGGCAUCUCUGCAUACGUCCUAACAAUUGCCUUCUCCGGCGGCGCAUUCUACCUUAUGAGCUGGCUGCCUGCUGCGGUGGCUAUCAUCUGGGACACUGCAGAACUCAUUACCAUCUGCGCGAGAGGAGGUCGACGAGGAAUUCACCCAGGCGCUCACGUCGGCUUACACCUAAUCUUCUGGCUCUGUUUUGCGGCAGCAGUUGGCCUUCAGGGCACAUACAUAUAUUUCCGAGAUGUUGAUGACUACUAUUAUUAUUCCUAUAGCAGCAGACGGCAGUCCUUCAGGAGUAAAGUGGUUCCUAUGCAGAACACCGUUACCGCCUUCACUGCUCUGCUGCUCAUCAACCACUUCAUUCUCUUUGUCCGAGCCUGCGUAGAGACCAACCAGCGCAACUCCCGGCCACCUGUUUUCAUGGUGCCUGUCAACGCGCCCCCGCCGAUGCAAAGCCAGGCGGUAGCUGGAUCCUAUGUGCCCUACCCUCACCAACCUCAGCAAGCGUACAUUCCAGCGCAACAACAAGACAAGGGGGAACAGGCGGCCGCAUCCAACCCUUCAAACGCGGGGCAGUACGUGCCACCUGGACCGGAUGGCACAUAUUAUGGUCCGGCUAGUCGUUAA